AUGUCAGCAUACCACGGCUCUCUCGCAGCUAUCUCCUCAUACCUUCAUCGAAUUCCCUCCCCUCGCCUCACCAUUGCCCUUAGUCUGUUUCUAAGCUAUCUCCUCCUCGUCUCCACUCUCCGCUUCCAGCGCGUCCGCCAACUCCGCCGCCAGUACCCUCACUAUGCCACCCGAGCAUCCAUGGCCCAGAUGACCGACCAUGACGCCUGGGCCAUUCAGAAAAACAUCGUGCAGCUCGAGUUCCCUACCACAGCCAUCAAGGCGCUACAGUUCGCACUGUUCCGGACCUACGGCAUCCCCACCAUCUCGUCGCUGCUACUCCAAACCUCCCAGUUCUCCAAUACGACCACAUCCUUCAAACGCUAUGCAGAUACCGGCGCCCUCAUUGGCCAAUUCGUGACCUACCCUCCCACCGCCCCCCGUGCCCGCACCGCCAUUGCCCGUACUAAAUUCCUCCACGCCGGAUACCGCGCCAGCGGCAAGAUCCUCGAGUCGGAUAUGCUUUAUACGCUGAGCUUAUUCGCGACGGAGCCAAUCCGCUUUGUGCAACGGUUUGAGUGGAGGGAGAUGACGGAGUUGGAACAGUGUGCUAUCGGCACGUACUGGAAGAGUCUAGGCGAUGCCUUGGGAAUUGACUACCAUGUGUUACCCUCAGGUGACAAAGGAUUCCGGGAUGGGUUGCAUUUCUUGGAGGAGAUACGGGAGUGGAGUGCAAAGUAUGAAAUGGAGAAGAUGAGGCCGGAUCCGAGCAAUCGCCUCGUUGCCGACAAGACCAUGGAUGUUAUUGUCUAUGGGUUUCCAGCUUGGGUGAGAGGCGUCGCGGUUGGGUUGGCCACUUGUGUGAUGGAUGAUAGGUUGCGCGAAGCAAUGAUGUAUGACGUGCCACCCGUGCCGCAUCAGAAAAUCUUUGCGGGAAUUGUCGCCAUCCGGAGAUUUGUUCUACGAUAUCUCGCGCUCCCUCGUCCGGAAUUUCUCCGACUCGAGGUCUUCAGCACAGCUCCCAAUGAAGAAGGUCGGUAUUAUGUCCGGGUUUGGAAGGGAAUGCCAUAUUACGUGCAGCCAACGGUGUGGAACCGAUGGGGCCCGGCGGGGUGGUUGACCUGGGCCCUCGGGCUGCCACUUCCCGGCGACAAGGGCGACACUUUCUACCCCCAGGGAUUUAAUCUGGCAGACCUGGGACCGAGGUACUUUGAAGGGAGGGGCCGCAUGUCCGUGCGAGAGAUUGAGGAUGUGUUGGACAAGGAACGCAGGGGACAAUGCCCAUUUGGCGAGAGCCAAGGCCGCCGCCAUCCGGAUGGCAUGGACGCGUGGAUCCUAGGCGCCGGCAUCACUUCGCUUACGGCAGCCGUCCAUCUCAUUCAAGAGGCACAAUUACCCCCUGAGCGCAUCCACAUCCUCGAAACCCUUAGCCAGGCCGGCGGCGGGACCGUCAGUGCUGGCGAUCAUGUGAAUGGCUACGACUACCGCGCCGGGGGGAUGCCCCCAUUUAACGACGUCUGCAUGGAAGAGCUUGUCGAAUUGGUCCCUUCCAAGACCAAUCCAGACCAGACCGUGUUAGCGGAGCUCAACGAGUACUGGGCCACCCAUGCUGUUCAUGAUACACCGCACACGCGCUUCCUAACCCGCCACAAGUCCGGCGUCGAUCGUAUCAGUGCCAAGGAAGCGAGUGUGGGCCUGCGCGACCGCGUGGACCUGUUCAUGAUGUCCUCGAAAGCGGAAAAUGCCGCCGAAUUCCGGCGCUAUCUACAGCAUUAUAUGCAUGACAUUCAUGAACUCAACGGGUGUCGACGGCUGGAUGGUGGGCGCUUCAAUCGACACGAGUCCAUUGUCUCGCCGAUUGCGCAGUUUCUGAGCUCUCAAGGGGUUGACUUUCGCUUCCACACUACCGUCACCGAUAUCAUCACUUCACCGUCCAGUAGUGAACCGCAUCGCGUCUCUGCCAUCAAAGCUAUUCACGAAAACGAACCCGAGCACACGAUAUCCUUGGGCGAAUGGGAUAUAGUGCUCGUCUCAUUAGGCUCCGUCAUGUCCGGCACCACCACCGGGACCAACACAUCUCCACCAUCGCUGGAGCUGAUGGAGAUUGAAAAGGACCUGGACGAGAAUUGGCUCUUGUGGCUGGAGCUCUCGACGAAGAAUCCCAUCUUCGGAAAUGCCUACAACUUCUGCACGCGAAUGUGCGAAUCCCGGCUCGAAUCCUUCACCGUUACUCUGUCGACCCCCGACUUUUUCAAUCGAUUCAUCGCCCUCACCAAGGACCAACCUGGUAGCAGCACAUUUGUCACCCUCAAAGACACCCCCUGGCUGAUUAGCCUCAGUCUCCCCCAGCAACCCUUAUUCCCGGACCAACCCUCCAACAUCCAAGUCCUCUGGGGCUACGCCAUGUAUCCCGACCGAGACGGCGAAUUCAUCAAGAAACCGAUGCUCGAAUGGAUCCUCGACCACUCGAUCACCAUUCCGUGCGUGGUGCCGCGCAUGGCGGCCACCCUCUUGCCCCGCACGGGUGGGGAUCGGCCGCGGGUGAUUCCUCCGGGGAUCGACAAUCUGGGGCUGAUCGGCCAAUUUGUGGAGAUUCCGAGCGAGGUGGCGGUGACGAUGGAUUAUGGGGUGCGGGGGGCGCAAAUGGCCGUGCGGCAGUUGAUGGGACUGGAUAUGCGGAAACCGUCGUCGAAGCGCAGUUCGGCGAUUAAUUUGUUGGGACUGUAA
Molecule: messenger RNA, 2706 nt
Organism: Aspergillus ibericus CBS 121593
Lineage: Eukaryota; Fungi; Ascomycota; Eurotiomycetes; Eurotiales; Aspergillaceae
Exons: 7
Coding region: 1-2706 (901 amino acids)
Biological process (GO): fatty acid metabolic process
Molecular function (GO): oleate hydratase activity; FAD binding
Source: RefSeq, a predicted model, not a curated record